Molecule: messenger RNA, 897 nt
Organism: Colletotrichum spaethianum
Lineage: Eukaryota; Fungi; Ascomycota; Sordariomycetes; Glomerellales; Glomerellaceae
Product: Myb-like DNA-binding protein myb-1
Exons: 1
Coding region: 1-897 (298 amino acids)
Biological process (GO): positive regulation of transcription by RNA polymerase II; mitotic cell cycle
Cellular component (GO): nucleus
Molecular function (GO): RNA polymerase II cis-regulatory region sequence-specific DNA binding; DNA-binding transcription factor activity, RNA polymerase II-specific
Source: RefSeq, a predicted model, not a curated record
AUGGCUUCCCAACGGAGAGGGCCAUGGUCGCAACAGGAGGACGCCUACCUGAUGCAGCUCGUCAACGACCAGGGCCCCUUGAACUGGGUUCGGAUUGCCCAAGCCCUGGGAACGAGGACGCCGAAGCAGUGCAGAGAACGAUUCCACCAGAACCUCAAGCCCACACUAAACCACGAGCCCAUCACGCCCGAAGAAGGCGCCCAAAUCGAAAUCCUCGUCAACGAGAUUGGCAAGAGGUGGGCAGAGAUUGCAAGACGUCUGCAUGGCCGCAGUGACAACGCCGUCAAGAACUGGUGGAAUGGCAGCCAGAACCGCCGGAAGCGUCACGAUCGCCGCAGAGCCACCCAGAGCGGCUCCGGCUUCGAUGACCGACGAUACGGCCCAUCUGCCUACCAACGCCCAGCUCUCACCAUCAACUCCCAUGCUGCCUCCAUCCCCUACGCUAGGCAUGGCAUAUCUUCGCCCGUGUCCCCUGCCUUCUACACCCACGGCCACGGCUACUACCAGCUCGAGUCACCUCUUCCAUCUCCAAACUCUACCUCGUCCCCUGGAAGUGACGGUCUCGAUGGCGAGGCAUCUACAGUGUCGGACACUGCCUCCAGCUACACUACAUCUCCUCAGUGCCUGUCGCGGGGUAAUUCGCCAUCCAUCCAACUGGCACCUCUCCGCAUGGACGACAAUUCGGCCCCACGCUCUCUGCCUUCCUUUGGCAGUCUCCUCCAUGCACCGGGUGAUAGCAAAGAAGCCGGACACAUGCGUCUGCCUUCCAUCACAUCUCACCUCUUGACAGCACCCAACUCGCCUGUGGGGACCAUCGUUCAACAGGUGCCACCUCCGACUUCGCCGUCCGCCGCGGAUAAAGAUUCCAGGAUGGACGUCUCUGCGCUGCUUGGAUAA